Messenger RNA from Electrophorus electricus (electric eel), 1569 nucleotides. RefSeq names its product cd7 antigen-like (gene cd7al). Gene Ontology annotation, cellular component: membrane. NCBI's taxonomy places the organism in Eukaryota, Metazoa, Chordata, Actinopteri, Gymnotiformes, Gymnotidae. Gene Ontology annotation, biological process: adaptive immune response. The record is from RefSeq and is a predicted model, not a curated record. Gene Ontology annotation, molecular function: signaling receptor activity.
CGUUGGUUUAGGGUCCGCCACAUGCGGCAAACACAGGACUCACUCCAGGUCGCUUCUUUACGCAUUAAAGUGUCUUGGGUUGCUCGUGGUCUACUUUCAGCUUAAACAAAAAUAAAUAGAUAAAAAAGCCAUCAUGAAGUAUUCACAUGUUGUUGUGUGGUUUGCCAUCACCUCUUCAGUCACUGUGUGUGGGAAUAUCGUGUAUCUCCGUAGACAUAGGAACGACUCUGUGGAGUUUUCCUGUGCGCCCACAAAGGUGGACAUCCCACCGUUUGCUUUCAGUCUGGAGCGGGUCUGGGCGCAUCCCAAACAAGUACUGUAUCAGAACCUGAACGUGAAUGCAGUUAUUCACGAUGAAACGGACAAACACAGAAUCUCUGUGCAGAAAGACCGGGCGAUCCUGAGAAAAGCUGUGAGCAUCUCCCACUUGCGAGGAUACGACACCGACAUGUACCUCUGUGUUUUCUAUUACGAGACACCUACAACCUUUUAUAACCACACUGCUGAAACCAAGUUUUUUCUCCACGUCGAAGACCCCGUUCAUGAACCAUGCAGUUGCUAUGACUACAAGCCUUUGAUGUACUCCCUGUUGGCAGCAGCAGGACUGCUCUUUCUUUGUGUGCUGGGCUUCACUGUUGGCUUCUGGAACAAGCCGACCAGCCACCCGAAAGCACGUGCGGUUCCCAUCUACGAGGAGAUGAACGGAGUGAGGCUAGCAAAGGCAAAGCCUGCAAAUCCCAAUCUUUACCUGGCUGAAGAGGACUCAGCAAAUCUGUGCAAGUACACGCAGCCACAGAAGGAGAACCCCUACAUAAACUCACUAGACCCUUCACCUGCGCUCAAUGCUCUGAACUCCUAAUAUCACUAUUAAUCCCUCCAACCCCACCAGUUACCCCACCAGCCUUAUACGCGACUGCAAUAUCCAAACAGAGGCGCAAAACAUCACGCAGCAAUCCAUCCUGAGUGGGUCAGACAGGAAUUGUUGUGACACUGUUUCCUCUAAGCUCUUGUGACAUAUCUUGCGUAAAAGUGCAACAGCUGGACAGGAGGAGGUUUUGGACACGUGUGGUCGGGCACUGCGAGGAAGUUGCGGGGAGGAUGCAGGGGCCCAGCCUCAGCUCAAUGAUGGCAUAGAAACAUGAAGAUGCUUUUCUCUAAAUAUUAAGAAUAUACGUAGAUAUAGAUAAAGAAUGUUUUUUUGGUUUAUAAACGGCUGGACCACUUGUUCAGGGACAUACAAUUGAUGAGUAAGAAAAUCUAUGUCAAUAUUUUGCAUUAGAAGAGGAUACCUGAGUAUGUGUGAAGGAAAACCCAUUUGUAAAAAUUCAGUGACUUUCAUAUCAUUUUCUGUCGACUAUUUACUAGUGAGUACUGUAUUGUUUUUGUUUUUCAUGAAUUGAACAACUUCUGCUAUGACCAUUUAUAGCAUUAUUUAGUAUAGUAUAGUAUAGUAUUAUUUCAGUGUCUUCAAAAUAAUUUGCAAUGGGCACUAAAACUGCUGUAUAAAAUAAAUAAUAAAAUGCAUUAUUUUGAUUGUUGUAUCCAUUAAACAUAUAAUACCCUCUUGGU